This is a messenger RNA of Rotaria sordida, 3885 nucleotides long. Lineage: Eukaryota; Metazoa; Rotifera; Eurotatoria; Philodinida; Philodinidae. The record is from the annotation of a GenBank genome assembly.
AUGACAUCGUCAACUCAUUCUGCUCAACGUAAAGUACAGACUGAACAGGAAUCUUUGGAAAAUUUUAAGAAGCUAGAUAUUGGUUAUCGAUUUUGUUGGAAAUUUUGUCCGAAAUUUGAUGAUGAAGAAACUUGUGUAUGUAACCAAAAUAAAGAUAUUCAUAAAGAUCAAACAGGCAAAAAAGGAGAUAAAUGGAAGAUGUCGAAAAAUACUAAGGAACAAUUUAACAAUGAAUACUUUGGUACACUCUUCAAGAAUGCUUCAUAUGUUCGUCUUGAUAUAGAUACAAAAUUAACUAAAGUUGAAAAACUUCUUUUAGAGUUUUGGGAUAUUCCAAAACCUAAUUUGAUUAUGUCAAUUAUUGGUGGCGCAAAAUAUUUUACAUUAAAAGAUGAACUUGAAUCAAUUUUUAUUAAUGGUGUUAUGGAUGUUGCUGUUAAGUCAAACGUAUGGAUGAUUACAACUGGAUAUAAUGUUGGUAUUGUUCAACUUCUUGGACAAGCAAUUAGUAAAGUCAAAUUAAAAGAUCCAAAUCAACAAUUGAUUGUUAUAGGUAUUUGUAAAUGGGGAAGUAUUAAAAAUGUUAAAACAUUAACAGGCAUAGACGAAGAAAAAUAUCAGAAAAAUAAACGUAGAUUUAAAGAAUCAGAUGAUGAAGAAGCAGCUGAUAAACUGAAAAGUGGUGAAUGUAAUCUUGAAAAAAAUCAUAGUCAUUAUCUGAUGGUAGAUGAUGGAAGAUAUCGAUAUUUUAAUACAGAAAAUUUUCGGACACGACUAUGCCAACACAUGGUAAAUGUAGACACGAAGAAUGAUGUUCACACUCCUGUUGUCACUAUCGUAGUUGAGGGUGGUCUUGAUACUAUAGCAAAUAUAUAUAAUGAUUUAAAAAACGAUAUUCCUAUUGUUAUUAUUAAAGGUAGUGGUCGUGUUGCUGAUUUUUUUGGUCGUUGGUUAUUGGAUGCAAAAAUCGUCGAAAAUGAUUCUGAACAAGGUAAAAUAGCAUAUGAAAUCGAUGAAUUAAAUAGAACAAAAACUGAAACAAAACCAGUUUCAAAAAAUGAAAUAAGACCAAAAUCGAAAAAAAGAAUUGAUAUACAUGCUGAACUUCAUCUUGAUUCAUCUAUAAAACAACUUCGUACACUAUUUAGCAAAUAUGAGAAAGACCUUAAAGAAGAUUUAAAAAAUAUUUUAUCUCGUGAAGAUGAUUCAAAGAAAAAUCGUACAAAUUCAAGUACUGGAAACAAUGAUUCUGAUGAAAAACUAGAACUUGCACUGGAUCAAGUUAUGUAUUGUCUACAGCCAGCUGUUCGUUCUCAAAUAACUGUAUUUAACAUAAAUUCAGAAACUGAUUUAUCAGAAAAAAUUUUUGAAAGUAUUUGUAAAUCAUUUCAAAGAUCAUCAAAAGACAGUGAUGAAGAACGAAUUAAACGAACACCAUUUCUUAAAUUAGCAAUGGAUUGGGGUUGUAUACAUGUUGCAAAAGAAUUUAUUUUUCAAAAUUCAUUAGAUUAUAUUACGGAUCCAGACGAAGCUUUUCUAACUGCUUUAAAAAAAAAUUUACCGGCAUUUGUCUGUGAAUUUCUCAAAAUAGGAAUUGAGCCAGCUGAUAUAUUCUUUCCAACAAAACAAUUUACUGAAGGAGACAAUCGAUAUGCUAAAUUUAUCGAAGAGCUUUAUGAUGAUGUUUUAAAGACGAGUAUCGAUGAAACUCAUUUAAAAUAUUUUAUCGAAGAUAGUGUUAAUAACUCUGACAAAAAAAUUGGUUCUGUUGUAUCACUUAAUGCAGUUCUCGAGGAGCUUAUUGGUGAUUAUAUGCAUAAACUUUAUUUUGAAAGCGAAGAGGAUGAAGAAAAAGAUCGAAUAAAAUGGGGAUUAAUGCAAAGUUCUGUAAAAUCAAAAACAGAUACAAAUAAAGAUAUUGAAAAUAAUAAAUCUUCAUCAAAUGAACAAAAAAAACAAAAAGCAAAAAAAUAUAUAAUGCGUGAUUUAUUUUUAUGGGCUAUACUAAUGAAUCGUAUUGAUAUGGCGAAAGUCUUUUUAUCUCAUUUGAAAUAUCGAAUAUGUCCAGCAUUGAUUGCAACAAAAAUUUUAAAACAAUAUCAUUCAAAAGCACAUUAUGGUGAUUUAAAAAAAGGCUAUGAAAAAGAUGCAACAUAUUUUGAACAAUAUGCAAUUGAUUGUCUCGAUAAAUGUGAUGAUAAUAAUGCCGAUCGAGCUUGUGUACUUGUUAUACAACAAAAUGAACUUUAUGGAUAUGUUACUUGUCUUCAAGUUGCUUCUGAUGCGCAAGAUAUAUUAUUUAUUUCAGAACCAGCUUGUGUACAAGCUAUGAAGAAUAUUUGGUUUGACAAACUUCAUCCAGAACAAACAAGUAAAACGAACCAAUCAGCUGUGUUUUGUAGUUUUAUUUCACUUGGUCUUUUGGCUCCUGUUGUUGUUGAAUAUCGAGAAAAAGAACAGAUGAUAAAAGCUCAUGAAUCGCCUAAAUCGACUUUGGAAUCAUAUGGCGUAAAUUAUUGUGAUCCAUAUCCACUUGAAUAUCCUCGUUAUUUUAAAUCAAAUCUUACAUUAAAUGAAUAUAUACAUCGAUUGAAACAUUUCCAUUUGUCGUUAUUGGUAAAAUUUUGUUAUCAUGUGAUAACAUAUAUUUUUUUUCUUUUACUCUUCUCGUAUGUUCUUUUGUUCAAUUUCUCACCACCAAAACCUCAAAGUCCAUCGAUACAUUGGACUGAAAUAUUAACAAUUAUUCUUGUUUCAUGUAUGUUAAUACAAGAAUUUCAUUAUUUUUUUACUCAAGAUAAUUUAACGUUUUCUGGAAAAUUUAAAAAUUCUUUUCGCGAUUUUUUUAAACCAAUGACUACACUCGCAUUUAUUCUUUUCUAUAUUGGAUUAAUUCUACGAUUUGCGUAUGCAGAUUCCGAAGAAAAAUUUAUUGCUGCUAGAGUAAUUAUGGCUUACGAUAUAGAACUAUGGUGGCUUCGUUCUUUAUCAUUUAUUAUCGUUAUACCAUUUCUUGGACCACAUCUUGUAGCUAUUGGACAAAUGGUUAAAGAUCUUUUAUUUUUCAUGUGUAUCAUUGCAAUUGUUAUGAUUAGCUAUGGUGUUGCAUCUCGUUCAAUGGUUUAUUAUCCAAUAGUGAACAAUUUUACAACGGAAACAGGUGGUCCUAUAGAUACUAGUUUUGAUGGUAGAAAUGUUUUUCGUCAAAUUAUAUAUCCUGUUUAUUAUUUAUUACAUGGAGAAUUUGGUAACGAACGAUUAAGUCUUGAGAGUAAUCCUAAUGCUGGAUGGUCAAUUACAACUCAAAUAUUGCUUGCUAUUCAUAUGUUAUUUGUUAAUAUUUUACUUAUUAAUCUGCUUAUUGCAAUGUUUAGUAAACGAUUUGAUAAAGUUUAUGAAGAUACAAAACAUAUUUGGCAUUCACAACAAUAUUUAUUUACACGUGAAUAUUUCACACGUUCACCAUUUUUACCACCAAUAAGUCUUAUUUAUGAUAUUUAUUAUUUAUUUCGUAUGUUUGUCUUUUUUAUAAGACAAAACGUUUUUGACCUACCAACAGAUCGUCAGGCUACAGUAUUUAAAAUGAUUGCGAAAAAUAAAUCUCUUCUAGAAGAAUGGCGCGAAUUUGAAGGUGCAUCAACAUAUGAAUACGCUCAUGCUCAACUAAAAGUACCAAAAGAUAUAUCAACGAAAUCAUCAAAUGGAUCAGACUCAUCGAGUAAAGAAAAAAAAGAAGAUGUGACGGAUAAUCGUAAUGAUUUAAAUGAUACUAUGGAUAAUUUGAAAGAAGUACAAGAGAAGAUGUCGGAAUUACGUUCAUCAAUUAAUGGAAUGAAACGAAGAUUUACAAAUUAUUUUACAGAAUCCGAUAAUGAUAACACUUAA